CUGGCAUGAAAACACGGUUCUCCAGCAGAUAGGACAAUUUCUGUUGGAUACGCAGUUGAACCGAUCAUACGAAGACGGCCAAAUAUUUCAUGGUUGGCAAGAUGGGACUUUUUGUCACUGUCGUGCUCCUAGGGAUGGUGAUUGCAGCGUCAUGCAACGUUUGUCCAAACCGAAACAACUUUGGUAAAGACUGCGCAUACGAGUGCCACUGUUCCGGCAAUCAACCUUGUAAUGAAGAUGGAUCCUGUCCGAAUGGAUGUGCCGACGGCUGGUCGGGGGAGUACUGUCAAAUGGGUAACGCUGCUCAAGGAAAGAAUGCCACACAAAGUUCAACUAUCACCGAUUUCCGAGCGUCACUUGCUGUUGAUGGUAGAACGAGCCAAGCCCGUCCCCACUGCACUUACACGUAUCAAUCUGACCAACCAUGGUGGAUGGUUGAUCUCGGAAGAGACUAUGUUCUCAGUGGUUUGAGGAUAUUUACUUGCAGCAGCUGUGGAGGCCCAGGAAGCUUUAAAAUCUGGAUGAGAAAUUCACCAAGUACGGAUUCGUCAAGUGGCAACCUCUGCUAUCAUUACGCUCCUGGUUAUAUAUCAUCAGGGGCAUCCCCAACAAUAACGUGUACCACCCCGGCCGUUGGCAGAUAUCUGAUCAUCAAACGGAUGGAAACGGACAACUUGGUUUUAUGUGAAGUUAUCACAGAUGCAUUCCAGUUCAGAGCAUGCGAAAACAAACGAUAUGGUCCCAACUGUAACAUCCAAUGCCAGUGUGCCAAUAACAUCUCAUGCGAUGUAUCGACAGGGGUGUGUCCUUCCGGCUGCAAUGAAAAUUACACAGGGCCUUCAUGCAAUUUGCCCCGGGGAAAAGGACUACCGAUGCUAUCAAAGACAGAGUCUACUUCCAAUUCUGUCGCCGUCCAAUGGCCUAAUAUCAGACCCCAUGACAGUGGCAAUGAUACAUGGUCCGUGUCACGGUAUGAGCUGAAAUAUCACCCAGAAAAAUCAACCAACCAGACGAAGACAGUUUCGUUCCCAUCACCAAGAGGAUUAAUCAGUCACAACGUGACUGGUCUGGAACCAUUGACAAACUACAGCUACCAGAUUGGUGCUGUGUACCGCUCCACCAAGACGGGACAGGUGAUAGAAAGCGAGGGGCCUGUCACAACUUUUAAGACGCUGGCGAUGAUUUGGCCUGGUGGUUGUCCGAAACAAAACAACUUUGGUAAACAUUGCGCAUAUGAGUGCCACUGUUCCGGCAAUCAACCUUGUUAUGAAGAUGGAUCCUGUCCGAAUGGAUGUGCCGACGGCUGGUCAGGGUGGUACUGUCAAAGGGGUAAUGCUGCUCGAGGAAAGAAUGCCACACAAAGUUCGACUGUCGGGUACUUCAGAGCGUCACGUGCUGUUGAUGGCGGAAGGAGCCGAUCCCUCUUCUACUGCACUUACACCUAUACAUCAGAUAACGCAUGGUGGAGAGUUGAUCUAGGAAGAGAUCACGUUCUCCUAGGCUUGAGUAUGAUGACUUCAUACACCAUUGAUGACAUAGGACCCCGAUCAAAAAUCUGGAUGAGAGAUACACCAAGUACGGAUUCGUCAAGUGGUAAUCUCUGCUCCCAUCUCCCCCAUGGCCGCUACGUACGAGGGCCAUUACCAUGGUUAAGGUGUUCCACCCCGGCUAUUGGCAGAUAUCUGAUCAUUAAACUCAUGGAGAAAGACAACUUGGUUUUAUGUGAAGUGGUCAUCGAUGCGUUCCAGUUCAGAGAGUGUGAUAACAAACGAUAUGGUCCCAACUGUAACAUCCAAUGCCAGUGUGCCAAUAACGUAUCAUGCGAUGUAUCGACAGGGGUGUGUCCUUCCGGUUGUAAUGAUAAUUACACAGGGCCUUCAUGCAAUCUGCCCCGGGGAAAAGGACUACCUAUUGUAUCCAAGACGGAAUCUACAUCAAAUUCAAUCACCGUCCAAUGGCCUUAUAUAAGACCUCGAGACAGUAUCUAUAAUAAAUGGUCCGUGAAACAGUUUGAGCUAAAGUAUUACCCAGAAGAGUCAACUAACUCGACGAAGACAGUUCAGUUCCCAUCACCAACAAGACUGAUUAGUCACACUGUGACUGGUCUCGAACCAUUGACAAACUACCACUUCCAGAUUGGUGUCAAGUACCGCUCGGUCCCGAAUGGACAGGAGAUUGAAAGCGAGGGGCCGGUCUCAACCUUUAAGACGCUGGCGGUGUGAUUGGGCCUGGUGGUAAUAUCUGUAGUUGGGAGAUAAUUAGGAAUCAGUUUUACCUCUUUAUAAUUGUUAUUGGUGGUUAUGGUAAAGUUCCAUGAAAUAUACUCCAUUUAAUAGUAUCGUAAAUACAUGUAUAAUGAUUAGUGUAGCCGCCUCCAGCAGGCCCUUUGAUUCAAUAAAUUCAAAGAAGAUAUGUUA
Lineus longissimus is the source of this 2417-nucleotide messenger RNA. RefSeq lists its product as uncharacterized. The record is from RefSeq and is a predicted model, not a curated record. The transcript has 12 exons. NCBI's taxonomy places the organism in Eukaryota, Metazoa, Nemertea, Pilidiophora, Heteronemertea, Lineidae. Gene Ontology annotation, molecular function: protein binding. Bases 90 to 2222 code for a protein of 710 amino acids.